Messenger RNA from Neopelma chrysocephalum (saffron-crested tyrant-manakin), 1522 nucleotides. It is a transcript of the gene NAA80, whose product is annotated as N(alpha)-acetyltransferase 80, NatH catalytic subunit. The transcript has 2 exons. Lineage: Eukaryota; Metazoa; Chordata; Aves; Passeriformes; Pipridae. Bases 359 to 1456 code for a protein of 365 amino acids. The record is from RefSeq and is a predicted model, not a curated record. Gene Ontology annotation, cellular component: cytoplasm. Gene Ontology annotation, molecular function: N-acetyltransferase activity; acetyl-CoA binding. Gene Ontology annotation, biological process: protein acetylation.
GGCAGGGGUCCGGGGGCGGGGCAGUGACGGGGCAGUGAUGGGCUUGUGGUGGGUCAGUGCUGGGGUCUGUGAUGAGACCAGUGAUGGGUCAGUGGUGGGGUCAGUGGUGGGAUCAAUGAUGGGCCAGUGGUGGGACAAUAAUGGGGUCAGUAAUGGGUCAGUAGUGGGUCAGUGCUGGGUGAUGGGGUCAGUGAUGAGUCAGAGAUGAGGUCAGUGCUGGGGUCAGCGAUGGAUCAGUGGUGGGUCAGUGAUGGUCAGCGAUGGUGGUCAGUGGUGGGGUGGUACCGUGUGUUCAGGAGGUGCAGCCAUGAGGUGGGGGCAGCGAUCAGCUGGGUGAAGCCGUUUCUAUUUGUGCGCCAUGUGUGGGUGCCGGGUGGUUUGGAGCAAUGGGGGGUGCAGGCAGGAUGGGUGUCCUGUGUCAGGGUCCAGGGUGGGGAAGUGGGGGUGCCGCGGGGCCCUGGACAGACGUGUCAUUCACACCAGGGAAGCAGAACCAGGCUCUGUGGUUGGUCAUGAGCUUGGGCUGCUUCCUGCCGUGCUGCUGCGCAGGCACCGAGGGCGCAGGAGCCGGCAGAGCGGGCAGGGUGAGUGUGAGCAGGGUGAGUGUGGGCAGGGUGAGUGUGGGCAGGGUGAGUGUGGGCAGGUUAAGUGUGGGCAGGGUGAGUGUGAGCAGGGGGAGAGUGAACAGGGUGAGAGUGAGCAGGGGGAGAGCGAGCAGGGUAAGCACAGGGAAGUGAGAAGAAUGGGCUCAGUGUCAGAGGAGCUCAGCUUGGUCCCCCUGCACCAGAGGCCGGAGCUGCUGGAAGCCUGUGCCGAGCUGCUGCGUGAGGAGUGGGGGAAGAGCCGGGCGUCACGGCUCCACACGCUCCAGCGCUCCUCGGAUGCCUUUCCUGUCUGCCUGCUGCUGCUGCGGAGCCGGGGCCCCACCGAGAUCCCUGGCCCCCGGGAGGGUCCCUGCCAGCUGGUGGGCCAUGUCCGACUCUCCCGCGUGGUCGGCCGUCCCCGUGACCUCUACGUGGAGAGCGUGGUGGUGGCCCGGGCGCUGCGGGGCCAGGGCUACGGGCGGCGGCUGAUGGAGGCCACUGAGCGGUGGGCCCGGGCCCAGGGGUUUGGCUGCCUGCACCUCACCACCCACGACAAGCAGCAUUUCUAUGCCCACCUGGGCUACGUCCUGGGUGAGCCGGUGCAGAGCGUGGCCUUCCUCAGCCCUGCCAUAUCCUCUGAGGUGCUGCGGCUCUUCUCCGCCCCUCCUGGUGCUGCCAUCACCAUCAGGCCAAGGGUACCUUCUGCCCCCCCGCCUCCCCUCCCACCCCUCACUGUCCCACCACCACCCCCUCCACCGACUGUGAUCUGGGCGAGGGGUGUCCUGGCUGAGAACAGCAAGCAGAGCCUCCUGAAAACCCCCCACCGUGACGCCAAAGGGCUCCCCAUCUUCUGGAUGAAGAAGGACAUCUGAGGGGCUGGGGCCCCAAGACGGUGAUUAAAAGCAGUGCAGGCAGGAGCUGCCUGCUGUGGCGCUGCC